CUGACUAAAUAACUUGACGCAAUAAUCCAAACUACCACUGUUAUGGUGAAGAUUAUAAGUAACUUUCCACCAUGUAAUGUUCAUAAAUAAAGACUCAGGAAGGGUUACUAUUAAAUUAUUUCACAUUCAUGAAAAAAAGUGCCUCACAUAGGUAGAACGAGGGGAAGAUUUUAAACCUAAAUUACACAUUGAUCCAGAAGAAUGGAUGCCAUAGCUACUCAGGAAGGUUCAGCCACUGUGAUAGUUUGAGAACAAAGCUGUGACAAACCCAUGAAAGUACCGUGUUUAGGUGCUUCAUCUCGGACAAGAUAAGUGCCAACAAUUGUUGGGACUGUAACAGAGGAAGAGUAAGAACUAAUAAUUACGCUACCAUCUCUCUGGCAGAACCUCUUCCGGCCACUGGGCACGCACUGUGAGUACCGCUUUUCAGAAGCUCAUUAUCAUGGCCCCAUGUUGUAAACAAAGAGACGGAAGCUCAGCCUUAAGAAACAAGAGCCAUGAGCUCACGUGUCUUUCAGAGCAGUCCUGGCAGUUAUUUCAGUCCUGCCAUUUGCCUGUGAUCUCUCUUACCACUGGCUUUAUAUAGAAAGUUUAAAAGGCUCAUGUGGCAUUGGAGACAGAAAGUAGGCAUCAGGUUGGACUAGUUGUAGAUUGAAAUUCAGGCGAUUAACAUCUUCAGCAUGUCAGGCACUUCUGCAAGCCCCGCCCAAGAGGAGGAAAGAGGAUGUGGAUUGUCUUCACCCUAAGGGGAAGAACUAGGCCGUCCCACACUUCCGGGAGGUCUGUGUCGCUUGCAGAGAAGUCUGUUCCUCAGAAGAGCAGGCCGAGUUGGGCACAGGACCAUGUCCCUGGUUCUUCCCUCCCUGCUCUGUCUUGGGUUGUGUCUAGGCCAGAGCACUCAGGCACAGAAGGGAAAUCUCUCCCCACCUCGUAUCACAGCUCUGCCUGGAUCCACGGUUGGACCUAAGAGUCCUGUGACCAUCCUGUGCCAAGGGCCUGCAGACGCUGAAGAAUAUGUGAUAUCUAAAGUGGGAAGCCCUGAGCCCUCGGACAGAGAGAAACAACUGCUGUCUAAGACGAUCAACAGUUUCAGGAUCGCAGAGAUGACACCAGACAGGGCAGGGCUGUACCACUGUUCCUAUCAGAGUGGAGGCAGCUGGUCCCAGUUCAGUGACCCCCUGCAGCUGGUGAUGACCGGUGCUUAUGACAAACCAUUGCUCUCAAGCAUGACUGGAACUGUAGUGGCUUCCGGGGAGAAUGCGAAGUUACAAUGUUUCUCCACACUCAAGUUUGAAGCAUUUAUUCUUAGCAAAGAACAUGGAGAUCGCAUCAUCCAGAGCCAACUUGUCAGCCACCAGGGUGGUAAUCACGAGGCUGUCUUCCUUUUGAAUCAAGUCUCCUCCACACAAACUGGGACCUACAGAUGCUACGGACUCUUUGAACAUUACCCCUAUGUGUGGUCUCGCCCCAGUGACCCAUUGCAUCUUCAGGUCAGAGAAGCUCCUGACUAUCCAGACCCCAUGAAUCCCCAACAUUCAACUGAAGCUCCUGACUAUCCAGACCCCAUGAAUCCCCGACAUUCAACUGAAGCUCCUGACUAUCCAGACCCCAUGAAUCCCCGACAUUCAACUGAAGCUCCUGACUAUCCAGACCCCAUCAAUCCCCAACAUUCAACUGAAGCUCCUGACUAUCCAGACCCCAUGAAUCUCCAACAUUCAGCUGAAGCUCCUGACUAUCCAGACCCCAUGAAUCCCCAACAUUCAACUGAAGCUCUUGGCCUUCGAGGCCCCAUGAAUCCCCGACAUUCAAAAGAAUCUCCUGACCGUGGAGACCCCAUGAACACCCGAAAUUCAACUGAAUCUCCUGACCAUGGAGACCCCACAAACCCCCAAAAUUCAACUGCCUCACCUGACAACCAAAACUCCUGGGAGAAAUACCAGAACAUUCUGAUUGGAGUCCCAGUGGCCAUUACUCUCUUGCUCCUUCUCCUCCUCCUCCUAUUCAUCUUCCACCGUUGCAAGGCCAAAAACAAUGCUGCUAGGAAAGAGAGACAGCUCAAGGAUGGACCAACGGAUGGACAAUCUCCCUUUCUUCCUCAGGCCUCUGAAGCUGUAGACCCUCAGGAGGUCACCUAUUCCCAGGUGACCUGCAGUGUCCCCACACAGGGGACAGCUGCCACACCCUCGUUGCCCAGACAGACCCAGACUAGCGAGUAUGCAAUACUUGCCCUAAAAUAAGCCACACACUGGUGCCAGCAUUUCAUGGGCAAUAGGACUUACAGCUGCCCAUUGGAAGGUCCCUCCUCUGGAAUCGCUGAUGCUAAAUCUGAGGCCGUCAGCCCGGUUGAGGGGACCCCUCUCACUCAGAAGUCCUGCCACCCCCUCUGAAUCUAGAGACCUCAAGAUUAUCACCCAAUCAGUUCCAGAAUCUCUACUGUCAUUGCCCAGCAAUUCCUCAACCCUCCAAAGUUAUCAAAAGAAUGAUGCAGUAACUUUUCAUAAGUUUUCAUUAUUCAUCGAUUAAACACAUAUACUUAAAUCCU
Equus caballus (horse) is the source of this 2542-nucleotide messenger RNA. NCBI's taxonomy places the organism in Eukaryota, Metazoa, Chordata, Mammalia, Perissodactyla, Equidae. The record is from RefSeq and is a predicted model, not a curated record.